UGAUCACUCAUUUGCCCUCGUCAUUUUCAUCUUAUUCAUUGUGCGAUUGAAAAUGGCGUGUCUUGAGACUAUGCAUUUUGGCCGUACAGCUGACAUUCAUGGAGAUUCUCUGGGUCCUGAAUGGCUCUCGACGGAACACGAGACCGGAACGUCGAUCAUGGCUAUUGAAUAUGAGGGUGGUGUUGUGAUUGGAGCUGAUUCUCGUUCUACAACAGGAAUAUACGUUGCAAAUCGUGUUAGUGACAAAUUGACUAAAAUAACGGAUCGCAUAUACUGCUGUCGAUCUGGGUCUUCAGCUGACACAUUGGCAAUUUCAGAUAUUGUCAAAUAUCACCUUAAUUUCCACUCGGUUGAGCUUGGGGAGCCCCCUCUAGUGGAAACAGCAGCAAAUAUUUUCCGUGAACUGUGCUACAACUACAGAGACUCUCUCACUGCAGCAAUCCUGGUUGCUGGCUGGGACAAGAGGAAGGGUGGUCAGGUAUAUUCUGUGCCUAUUGGCGGGAUGCGCGUAAGGCAGCCAUUCGCAACUGGAGGUUCUGGCAGCACAUAUGUGUAUGGUUAUGUUGAUGCACACUACAGGAGUGGUAUGGACAAGAAGGAAUGUCUGGAGUUUGUUACCAAUACCCUCGCCCUUGCGAUGAGCCGUGAUGGAGCAAGUGGUGGUAUUGUAAGGCUUGCAGACAUCAGUGAGGAAGGUGUCAAGAGAUUCACUGUCUCUGGAGAUCAGUUGCCACGCUUCUGUGAAUGAUGAUGUAUUUACUGCUAUAAGAACAUCAAAUAUAGAUGCAGUGCACACUAUCCUGUUCAGACAAACUGUAUUCUACAAGUUUGUACUGUUCUUCAUGUUUAUUGACAGUUAAAAUAAAUAUUCAUUGUAAAAGUUGGUCUGUAUGCAAAAUAAAGCACCAUGCCAUGAAGAUGUA
Cryptotermes secundus is the source of this 923-nucleotide messenger RNA. It is a transcript of the gene Prosbeta1, whose product is annotated as proteasome subunit beta type-6. Lineage: Eukaryota; Metazoa; Arthropoda; Insecta; Blattodea; Kalotermitidae. The transcript is spliced from 5 exons. Bases 53 to 748 code for a protein of 231 amino acids. Gene Ontology annotation, molecular function: threonine-type endopeptidase activity. Gene Ontology annotation, cellular component: proteasome core complex. The record is from RefSeq and is a predicted model, not a curated record.